CACGCGAGUGUCUGUAUGUGUGUCAGAAGGAAAUCACACAGUUUGUGUCACAUCACAAAUGACUCUUAUUUGUCUUCACACAUCUCUGCAGAAUAUGGUUUGUGUACUUGCUCUUGUGCAGUUGUGUUUGUGGGAUUUCAACGGUGUGUUUGGUGAUGAAGUGAAGUCAGUGUCAGUGAUGGAGGGACAUUCUGGUACUCUACACACUGAUACACAACUACACACACAUGAUGUGAUACUGUGGAGGUUUGGUGUUCAGAGUCCAGAUGAGAUUAUAGCUAAACUGAACAGAGAAGCCAAAACAAAACCAUCAAUUAUUGAGAGAUUGAAGAAUCAUGUAGAGAUAGAUGAUCAGACUGGAUCUCUCAUCAUCACAAACAUCACAACUCAACACACUGGACUUUAUAAACUAGAGAUGAUUGGAAAUACUGUUCAAUACAAACACUUCAGUGUUACUGUCUAUGCUCGUCUGUCUGUUCCUGUCAUCAUCAGAGUCUCUUCUCAGUGUUCUUCAUCAUCGUCAUCAUCAUGUUGUUGUGUGUUGUGUUCAGUGAUGAAUGUGUCACAUGAUGUGAGUGUCUCCUGGUACAAAGGAAAGAGUUUAUUGUCCAGCAUCAGUGUGUCUGAUCUCAACAUCAGACUCUCUCUACCUCUGGAGGUGGAAUAUCAGGAUACAAACACAUACAGAUGUGUGGUCAACAAUCCCAUCACAAACCUCACACAACAUCUACACAUCACUCAACUCUGUCACACAUGUUCUGGUUCAGCUGGUGUCCACAGUUGUAGUUUUACUGAAACUGUGAUCCGAUUGGUCCUCUCUGCUGUAGUGGGUGUGGCUACUGUUGCUGUUCUCAUAUAUGACAUCAGAUGUAAAUAAGAAUGUCAAUCAAUGAUGAUCACAGAUAUUAUAAAUAUAAGAAUGAUAUUGAGAUAUUUCUUCAACACUGUUUUAAAUGGUUGUCUUUGUUAGAAGUUUUUCAGAUGUCUGUGUUCAUAGUUAUUUUAGCCUCAUGAUUUCAAUUGUCCUUAUAAAAGGAAAAAUAAGAGUUUAAAGUAACAACAUGAAGUAUAGCGUGUGAGGAAAUAAAUGUGGUGUUGUAGGAGUCAAAGUGUAACUGCUGUGGUGAAGAGGAUCAACUGCUCGUCUGUUUUUGUGUGUGGUUUCUGAGCAUGCUGUGUUCUAGUAAAAGAUUUCUUCACUUC
Triplophysa dalaica is the source of this 1203-nucleotide messenger RNA. RefSeq lists its product as uncharacterized. NCBI's taxonomy places the organism in Eukaryota, Metazoa, Chordata, Actinopteri, Cypriniformes, Nemacheilidae. The coding region runs from base 59 to 877 and encodes 272 amino acids. The record is from RefSeq and is a predicted model, not a curated record. The transcript is spliced from 4 exons.